AUGAAUAAUGUUUUUAUUGUACAACAUACUGGUACGGGAAAUGAAUCUUUGGCGAUUCUUUUAAGUCAAAUCGACGAAAAAGGAAUACAAUACACAAUUCGUCAAAAGUUAAAUAUAUUACAAGCUGUGUCGAUCAAAUUGAAUAAUGCUAGUGAUAUCAAUACAAUCUCUGAUUUACCUAUUGUCAAUACUGUUUGGCGAGUUAACAAAUAUAAUACAAGAUCUUUCUUUGCUGAUGAUGUAACUGGUGUAUCAUAUGCUAAAAACAGAUUAGGAUUAACUGGAAAUGGUAUAAAGGUUGGAAUUAUUGAUGGAGGUAUUGAUUAUAAACACCCAGCAUUUGGUGGUUGUUUUAAAACAGCUGGAUGUAGGAUUCAAUUUGGUACAGAUCUCAUUGGAAGUGGUAAUAGUGAUGAUCCUGUUGCUGAUGAUGACCCAUUUGAACCUUGUGAUGGUCAUGGAACUUAUGUAAGUGGAAUUAUUGGCGCAAACGAUUCAACAACACAUUUUACUGGUGUUGCUCCUAAAGCAAUCCUUGGUGUUUAUAGAGUAACAGACUGUUCUGGAGGCACAGGAGAUGAUCUGAUCAUUAAAGCAAUGGAAUUUGCUGAUAAUGAUGGAAUGGACAUAAUAAAUAUGUCACUUGGAGUUUCAUUUGAUGGUUGGCCUGAAAAUCCAACUGCUGUAGCCGCCUCUAACUUGGCAAAAAAAGGGGUUUAUGUAAUUACUGCUGCUCCUAAUGAUGGUUUUAGUGGACUUUUUAGUAGUGGAUCUCCCGACUCUGGAAAAGAUGUUAUAACUGUUGGUUCUGUAAAUGAUUUCAAAUUCAUUACAAAUUACUUGGUGCCAAGUACUCAACCAAAGAAAAAGAUUGCUUAUUUUACAAGACGUGUGGGAUUGAAAUUCGACCUUGAUGGUCCAUUAAAGAUUGUCCCAACCAGUGAUGCUAAAGAUCCAGUAGAUGAUGCUUGUAAUCCAAUUGCUAAAAAUCUUACUGGAAAAUUGGCAUUGAUAAGACGAGGUGGAUGUUUCUUUGACGAUAAAGUUAAAAAUGCUCAAAUGGCUGGUGCACUAGGAGCCAUCUUCUACUUCAAUGUAACGGGCCCUUUUAAACCAGUCAUUAGUUCAUCUAGUGUACCAAUUGCAAUAAUCUCCAAAAAUGACGGUGAAUAUCUAAUAAAACAAUUCCAACAUAGCAAAAAAAACAGACGCAACCAAUAUAACUACAAUCACAAUCGACGAUUGAGCGUAACAUUCCCCGAUAAAACGGCUGUUUUCAAUGACUUAGAAGGUAAUAAUCCUGUUGAUACAAGUUCUUGGGGUCCCACUUUUGAAUUAGAUAUUAAGCCGGAAGUAAUGGCUCCCGGUGGUAAAAUAUUCAGCACGUUACCUGUUCAAUUUGGUUCCUAUGGAACUUUCUCUGGUACAUCUGCCGCUGCCGCUUAUACCUCAGGCCUUGUCGCUUUAUACUUGGAAAAUUUUAGAAAAAAUCCACGCAACAAAAUCAAUAUUGAUCCACUCAUUUUAAAAAAUAUUCUGAUUUAUACUGCGGAACCAUAUAAAUCUUCAAAUGAUGGAAACCAUAAAAAUGAUAUCGUUCUGCCAGUCACCAAGCAAGGAGGCGGAUUAAUUAAUCUUGAGAGAGCGUUAAAUACCAAACUUUAUAUAACACCAGGAAAAUUAUCGCUGAAUGAUACAGUCAGAUUCUCUGGUACAGCAACAAUUAGCUUGACAAAUUUCAGUCAUAAAACAAUGAAAAUCACAUUGGAUCAUUUACCAGCCGGAUCCGUUAGAGGUUUCUUCAAUGAUACUAUUGUUAAUACUGGAGAUAUGUUGAUCAAUAAAUUUUAUGCUAAAGUGACAUUUCAUAAAAAUACAAUCAAAUUACGUCCAAGAGAAACAAAAUCAAUCCAAAUAAGAAUCAAAGAGCCUUCACAAUUAUUGCCAAGCGAAUUUGGAUUAUAUUCAGGAUUCAUAAUCGUCAAUGAUGAAUGUAAUCAUGAAACUUACAGCGUACCUUAUCAGGGAUUAAAGGGAAAUUUGACUACAAUGAAUCUAAUUUCAAGUAAUCCUGCGUCACCAUUCUUGUUAUCAUCUGAUUUUAAUGAAUUGUACAACGAGACUGAAGAAGCAACCUAUACAUUCCAAGAUGAUUAUGAUAAUAUACCGAAGGUCUAUUUCAGAUCCAAUCUUGGUACGUCACGUUGGGUCUUGUAUGCCACUGUGGCGAACGAAAAUAUUUUGGAAACUGUGUUUAUCGAUACCUAUACAUCUCGCACUUCAAAUAAUGAGAAUAAUAAUUAUACGAACCGAUUCACUGAGUUAAGAUGGGAUGGGACGGUUGCUGUAAAUAAUCGAAAUAAUGUUAGACGUACGCUACCAAAUGGCCGGUAUCAGUUAAUUCUUGAGGAAUUGAGACCUUUUGGCGAUGUAAAUAAUCCAAAUCAAUAUGAUCGUUGGCGAUCUCCAAUAAUAGUAAUAAAUAGAGAUAUAUAA
Molecule: messenger RNA, 2496 nt
Organism: Entrophospora candida
Lineage: Eukaryota; Fungi; Glomeromycota; Glomeromycetes; Entrophosporales; Entrophosporaceae
Source: the annotation of a GenBank genome assembly